AUGAUGAUCCACACUGGAGAAAAAUCAUUCACAUGCCCUCAGUGUGGGAAGAGAUUCAGCAAAUCAUCAUCGCUUUAUAGACACAUGAAUAUCCACACCGGAGAAAAACCAUUCACUUGCACUCAGUGUGGGAAGAGUUUCAGCCAAAAAUCAAUCCUUAAUCAACACAUGAAUAUCCACACUGGAGAGAAACCAUUCACAUGCACUCAGUGUGGGAAGAGUUUCAACCAAUCAUCAAACCUUAAUCACCACAUGAGGAUCCACACUGGAGAGAAACCAUUCACAUGCCCUCAGUGUGGGAAGAGUUUCAUCAAAUCAUCAUCGCUUUAUAGACACAUGAAUAUCCACACCGGAGAAAAAACAUUCACAUGCCCUCAGUGUGGAAAGAGUUUCAACCAAUCAUCAUACCUUAAUAAACACAUGAGGAUCCACACUGGAGAGAAACCAUUCACAUGCCCUCAGUGUGGGAAGAGUUUCAACCAAUCAUCAAACCUUAAUAAACACAUGAUGAUCCACACUGGAGAGAAACCAUUCACAUGCCCUCAGUGUGGGAAGAGUUUCAGCAAAUCAUCAUCGCUUUAUAGACACAUGGAGAUCCACACCGGAGAAAAACCAUUCGCAUGCCCUCAGUGUGGAAAGAGUUUCAACCAAUCAUCAUACCUUUAUAAACACAUUAGGAUCCACACUAGAGAGAGAUCAUUCACAUGCACUCAGUGUGGGAAGAGUUUCAUCCACUCAUCCCACCUUAAUAGACACAUGAAGAUCCACACUGGUGUGAGAGAGUAUAUGUGCUUGGAGUGUGAGAAGACUUUUAUUACAGCUGCAGAAUUUAAACGGCACCAGAGGAUUCACAUUGGAGAAAAACCGUACUAGUGUUCACUCAGCAGUAAGAGGUUUACUCACUCAGGAACCUUGGAAACACAUAAGUGGAUUCACACUGGAGAGAAAUCGUAGACAUGAUCAGUGUUUACAGAGUUUCACUCAUUCGGGGCAGCUUAAGAAACACAUGGGAUGGUUUCUGGUAUGGCGUCGACACGUGUAGCAGCAUAGAAAGAGCGCUCCCAUACACACUGGUAUUAAUCCUCCUUUUUACAUUAUAUAUGAUAACCUAAACCAUAUUUAAAUAACAUGGAGGGGGACAAAAACAAAAAGGCUCGGACAAAACAACCAUUAAAACUUGAAAAAAACGAGACCUCAACAGAAACGGAGCAGCAAGUUGGAGAAUUGGAGGAGAACAUUGCUGAGAUGAAAGAAAUGCUCGAUCAAUACAUCCAAAUUCAGAAAACUUACAAGAGAAACUGUUAGAUCGAGAAACAUGCUCCUGUAGAAAUAAUAUUCAGAUCUUUGGAACCCCGGAAGGAAGCGAAUGGAAUAAUAUCCAAGACUUGGUGGAAACGAUUUUCAUCACUCGACAAAUUGGACCUUAAAAUCCAACGUGUCACCGGGCACUCAGACCAAAACCACCCACUGACGCCACCCUAGAUCAGUGGUGGUAUUCUUCCUGGAAUACAAAAUGUAGGACCUGGUCCUCUGCUCUGCAUGAAGAAAGUAAUACAUUGGAAUGAAAAAAGGAUUUUCUUUGACCAAGACUACCCACCUGAGAUCCAACAGAAAAGAUGGGCGUUCGCUCCGAUAAGAAAAAUUCUGAAAGAAAAGGGGAUUAAGUUCCAAACGCCACCGCUGGCGAAACUUAGAAUCUUUCUGGAAAACAGGCCCGUCAUGUACAAUUCGAUGACGGAGGCAUCAAGAGAUCUGAAAGAAUAAGGACUGAUAAACAGCAAAGAAGAAACUAUUAUAGGAAUCUCUGAGAAAG
Danio aesculapii is the source of this 1813-nucleotide messenger RNA. RefSeq names its product gastrula zinc finger protein XlCGF8.2DB-like. NCBI's taxonomy places the organism in Eukaryota, Metazoa, Chordata, Actinopteri, Cypriniformes, Danionidae. Gene Ontology annotation, biological process: regulation of DNA-templated transcription. The transcript has a single exon. The record is from RefSeq and is a predicted model, not a curated record. Gene Ontology annotation, molecular function: DNA-binding transcription factor activity, RNA polymerase II-specific; RNA polymerase II cis-regulatory region sequence-specific DNA binding. Bases 1 to 873 code for a protein of 290 amino acids.